UGCGCUGUAUUGCCUUAAUACGUCACUGUGUGUGCGGAAGAGCUACGCCACGUUCUUACGGACUCUCUGGGAAUAGCCGGAUCGGCUUCAUCUCGGCGGCAGAGAGACCAGGCGAGAGAAUGCUGUGUCGAGCUGCUCUCAGUUGCCGUAUGGGCUCCCGGGGACGAUGCCUUUUAUCACGAUUACGGACCACAGCAUCCCCAUCUAAUAUGCAGUAUAUUCCUACCUCUGGCCUGAUUUCUCAGAAUGCUCGGCAAUGGAGCAAUAUUCCGUUUAUUACUAUGCCCCUUAUUCGCUCGCAUGGUAAACCAUUUGCCCACCGUAGUGAGCUAAAACAUGCCAAGCGCAUUGUGGUAAAGCUGGGAAGUGCUGUUGUGACUCGGGGAGAUGAGUGUGGACUUGCACUCGGAAGGUUGGCAUCAAUUGUAGAGCAGGUGUCAGUACUACAGAACCAGGGUCGAGAAAUGAUGAUUGUUACCAGUGGUGCCGUGGCUUUUGGAAAGCAGCGUCUCCGUCAUGAAAUUCUUUUAUCCCAGAGCGUGAGACAAGCGUUGCAUUCUGGGCAAAAUCAGCUGAAAGAUAUGCAAGUUCCUGUACUGGAAGCACGGGCUUGUGCUGCUGCUGGUCAGAGUGGACUUAUGGCUCUUUACGAGGCUAUGUUUACACAAUACAGUAUCUGUGCAGCUCAGAUUUUAGUCACAAACUUGGAUUUCCAUGAUGAGCAGAAGAGACGGAAUUUAAAUGGAACACUGCAUGAGCUCCUGCGAAUGAACAUUGUUCCCAUCAUCAACACCAAUGAUGCUGUUGUUCCUCCUCCUGAGCCUAACAGUGAUCUGCAGGGGGUAAAUGUAAUUAGCAUUAAGGAUAAUGACAGCCUGGCUGCCCGACUCGCCGUUGAGAUGAAAGCAGAUUUAAUAAUUGUUCUGUCUGAUGUGGAAGGACUUUUUGACAGCCCUCCUGGCUCAGAUGAUGCCAAACUAAUAGAUAUUUUCUACCCUGGGGACCAACAGUCGGUAACAUUUGGGACCAAAUCAAGAGUUGGCAUGGGAGGAAUGGAGGCAAAGGUGAAAGCUGCUCUAUGGGCCCUGCAGGGAGGUACCUCAGUUGUUAUUGCUAAUGGCACUCACCCCAAGAUAUCUGGUCAUGUGAUUACUGACAUUGUUGAGGGAAAGAAAGUUGGUACCUUUUUUUCAGAAGUCAAACCUGCUGGUCCCACAGUGGAACAACAAGCAGAAAUGGCCCGCUCUGGUGGCAGGAGCCUGGCAGCAUUGCAGCCAGAGCAGAGAGCCGAGAUCAUUUAUCAUCUUGCUGACCUUCUGACUGAUAACCGUGAUGAGAUUCUUACAGCUAACAAAAAGGAUAUGGAAGAGGCAGAGGAGAAAGGAAGAUUGGCUCCUCCUCUGCUGAAACGCUUAAGCUUGUCGACAGCCAAGUUAAACAGCCUAGCCAUUGGACUGAGGCAAAUUGCUGCCUCCUCACAGGACAGUGUUGGACGUGUCCUUCGUAGAACAAGAAUUGCCAAAGAAUUGGAGUUGGAGCAGGUGACUGUACCCAUCGGUGUUCUGCUGGUUAUUUUUGAGUCGCGACCAGAUUGUCUCCCCCAGGUUUCAGCACUGGCUAUUUCAAGUGGCAAUGGCUUGCUCCUUAAAGGAGGAAAAGAGGCAUCUAACAGCAACCAGACUCUAUACCGUCUUACUCAGGAAGCAUUGGCUCUUCAUGGUGUAAAGGAUGCAGUGCAGCUUGUAAACACCAGAGAAGAAGUGGAGGAUUUGUGCCGUCUUAAUAAGCUAAUAGAUCUUAUCAUUCCACGGGGCUCAUCUCAGCUGGUCAGGGACAUCCAGAAAGCUGCUAAAGGAAUUCCUGUGAUGGGACACAGUGAAGGAAUUUGUCAUGUUUAUGUGGACUCCGAAGCUAGCGUGGAUAAAGUUACAAGAAUUGUGAGAGAUUCAAAGUGUGAAUAUCCUGCAGCGUGCAAUGCAAUGGAAACACUGCUGAUUCACAGAGACAUAUUGAGGACACCAUUGUUUGACCAGAUCAUCGAUAUGUUGAGAGUUGAGCAGGUAAAAAUCCACGCUGGUCCUAAAUUCGCAUCUUAUUUGACCUUUAGCCCAUCAGAGGUGAAAUCUCUGCGCACUGAAUACGGAGAUCUCGAGUGCUGCAUUGAAGUAGUAGAUGGUGUCCAAGAUGCCAUUGACCACAUUCAUAAAUACGGAAGCUCUCAUACCGAUGCUAUAAUUACAGAUAAUGAAGUAACAGCCGAAUAUUUUCUUCAGCACGUUGACAGUGCUUGUGUGUUUUGGAACACAAGUACCCGGUUUUCGGAUGGAUACCGCUUUGGACUUGGAGCUGAGGUUGGUAUCAGUACUGCUAGGAUCCACGCACGCGGGCCUGUAGGCAUAGAGGGACUUCUGACCACUAAGUGGCUAUUGCGAGGAGACAACCAUGUGGUCUCUGACUUUUCAGAACAAGGCAGUAUGAAGUACCUACAUGAAAACCUCCCUGUUCCACAUAGAAACAUCAGCUAAACUCAACUGUAACUGAUACUCCAAGUAUUUAACUCUCUAAAUGAAGACCUUUUUAGUAGCAAAAAUUAACAAACGGUUAUUCCUCUGGAAAUUUGACAAAUGUACGGCUGUUCCCUUCCAAUAUUAAACACGGGGAGGAAAUGGUGAUCAUGCACCUUAGCAGAACUGUGGUGAAAUCCAGAACACAAUGUAAAUCAGUGUUGAUUUAUCCUUAAAACUUGCAGGUUGUACAGGUGUUUUGACUUUACAGUCCAAAGAACUAUUCACACUGUAUGAUCAUGAUAUCAAUUAUUGUCAGGGGUGGCCAAAAAGUAGACUCUGCAUCUGUUGCAUCUAUUAUGUUUAAUGAAACUUAAUGAUAUUUUUAAAAUGAUGUAUGUUGAUUUUUCUUUAUCUGACUGAGCAACGAUGUUGGGUCAGACUCUACUAUUAUCUGAUCAACUGCUGCUCAGCCUAACUUGCCUAAUGCUGCAGUUUCACACAGAGCAAUUGCAUCAGCGGAUAAGUUCGGUUGAGCAGCAGUUGGUCAGAUAACAGUAGAGCCUGGCCCAACACGACUACUCAGCCAGACUUAAAAAAAAAAAAAAAAAUUAAAAAAGUAUGUUGAUCUUUUUGAGAGAAUUUCACAUUGUUAAAAAAAAAAAAAAAACUUUUUGAGAGAAAUUCACAUCAUUUAAAAAUAUAUUAAAUUUUGUUAAAUGAAAUAAACGUUUACGUCAAAAUGUGAUGACAGUUGACAUUUAAAUCAGCUGGUACAUAAAAUAAUGUUUGCUACAAGUAUUGACCUUCCAAAAGAGAAUCUUGUAGCUGUGAGAUUAAAUGCCUUUUCUAAGAAAGUAAUAUUUUUUGUUUUUUUUAUUUUCCAUUUUUCUUGGCCGUAUAUAUAUAUAUAAUAUGAAAAUUUGUACUUGCUUUUGGAAACAAGGACUCACUUUGUGUAGAACAUAAAACUAAACAUUCUGCAGGAAAUCUUCAGCUGUAAAAUUAAACAGUUGAUUUAUAACUCAACACAAAUGUCAGACCUGUUCUCUA
Molecule: messenger RNA, 3557 nt
Organism: Pelobates fuscus (common spadefoot toad)
Lineage: Eukaryota; Metazoa; Chordata; Amphibia; Anura; Pelobatidae
Gene: ALDH18A1
Product: aldehyde dehydrogenase 18 family member A1
Exons: 18
Coding region: 120-2525 (801 amino acids)
Cellular component (GO): cytoplasm; mitochondrion
Molecular function (GO): ATP binding; glutamate 5-kinase activity; glutamate-5-semialdehyde dehydrogenase (NADP+) activity
Source: RefSeq, a predicted model, not a curated record